Molecule: messenger RNA, 274 nt
Organism: Amoebophrya sp. A25
Lineage: Eukaryota; Dinophyceae; Syndiniales; Amoebophryaceae
Source: the annotation of a GenBank genome assembly
AUGGGGGCGCAGUUAAAACCCAAGUCUCAAGGUGGAAUGGAUCCUAAGAAAAUUCAGGAACGACAUCAAAAACGUCUCGCUGCUUCUGGACAAAAGCCAACAUUUGGCGAGUUAGACGUGCGAAGGCGGAACCAAAUCGCCUACGGUACAACUGGGGAGAUGGUCAUGAGACCACCACCUGGUGCUGGAGGUAGAAGUAGUACAAAGGGACAAGGAAAAGUGGGAGUUGUAGGUGGUAGUUCUUCGAGUAGUAGCGACAACAACAUGUUUUUCG